This is a messenger RNA of Dentiscutata erythropus, 1665 nucleotides long. NCBI's taxonomy places the organism in Eukaryota, Fungi, Glomeromycota, Glomeromycetes, Diversisporales, Gigasporaceae. The record is from the annotation of a GenBank genome assembly.
GGAUUCGCAUAUAUUCAUACUCAUGAUGAAAAUGACCGACUUUGCACUAAUAAUACAUGGCCAGGAGAGAUAGGUAGUCUCAAGACAAAUACCGUAUUGCAAUAUGAUGAAAAAUUUAAUGAAGUUGAAUCAUGGGGAUUUCCUGCGCUUGCAAAGCGACCUAAACGAAAAAAAGGUCAUCAAAACGACUCUAAACCUGUAGAAUUAUUUAAACUUCAUCUGGGUAAUUUGUUUCAAGAUAUGAAACCUAAACUUCCUGUGGACUAUAAGAAAGCGAUCACUGAUUAUAUUCGAGAAAUAGGAAAGUUAAUAAAAGAAACAAUCGCAACUUCUUGGCCAAGCAUUGAUUUUCAUAAAAACGUAUUACUCGUUAUGACCGUUCCUGCUGAAUACUCUCAUGGGUCACGUAGUAUACUACGUGAUUGUGUGUUCAGUGCAGAUUUAAUCGGCGAGGUUAACUCAGAAAAUUUACAAUUUACUACAGAACCCGAAGCUGCUGCUAUUUACUGUAUGAAGAAUUGUUUUAAAGAACCAGCUAUUGUUGCUAAUUCAGACCAUAGAAUCGAUCAUACAAUAUUUUGUAUUAUAGAUGCAGGCGGUGGAACAGUAGAUCUCACAACUCGUAGAUUAUACAGUAAUAAUCAAUUGGGUGAAGUUACUGAACGUGCAGGUGAUUUUUGCGGAAGUGCUUGGAUAGAUCGCGAAUUUAUUAAUUUUCUUAAAAGAAAACUUGGUGAAUUUCCAUUAAAUAUGCUCGAAAAACUUCACUAUGGCCAAAUGCAAUAUAUGGUUCAAGAAUUUUGUAAAAAUGUCAAAUUUCUAUUUGAUGGUAAAGAUCUAAACUAUUCAUACGAUCUAGAUCUUGGAGAGGUUUGUCCAGUGCUCAAGCAAUAUGUAGCGGGCGAAACAAAAGAUACGCUAGAGGAAAAUGAUUGGAUAAUUGAAUUAGAUUAUAUGAUUGUCAAAAAUAUGUUUGAUCCUGUUGUUAAUAGGAUUAUCAACAUGAUAAAAGCACAACUAGACAAUUCAAAUGAUAAAUGUUCUAUGCUAUUUUUGGUAGGAGGGUUCAGUCAAUCCAAAUAUUUACAAUCAAGAAUCAAAGAAGAAUACCAACACAGAGUUAGUUCUAUCUCGGUUCCCGUUCAACCGAUUGCUAGUGUAUGUCGUGGGGCUGUAUAUUAUGGUCUCAGCUUGAAAAAUAAUGCCAGCGGUGUAACUUUGGAUUGGAACAAAUUUAUCGUCAAAACUAGAGUCCUUAAAUAUACGUAUGGAAUCAAAAAAUCUAUAAGAUGGAAGAAUGGUGAUCCACCAAACCGAAAAAGCUAUGACGGAUAUAUUGAUAAAUUUCAUCCAUUGGCAUCAAGAGGGGCUGAAGUAUCCGUUGAUCAAGAGUUUACUUUUACCUGUUAUCCUUUAAAGAAAGAUCAAGUAGCUAUAACUUUUGAGAUAUUUCUUACUCAGGACCCUGAAUCUAAAUAUUGUGAUGAUAUUGGAAUGAAUCCACUUGGAAAACUUCGAAUUGAUCUUCCAGAUGCCCAUCUUGGUCUUCAAAGGCCUAUUCUUUUUGGACUUUGUUUUGGAAAAAUGGAAAUUACUGCCUUCGCAAAGAACAAGACUAAUGGUCAACAUUAUCAAACUACCUUUGAAUUAGAAAAAGAAAAUUAA